Peromyscus leucopus (white-footed mouse) is the source of this 7079-nucleotide messenger RNA. It is a transcript of the gene Sorcs1, whose product is annotated as sortilin related VPS10 domain containing receptor 1. Gene Ontology annotation, biological process: post-Golgi vesicle-mediated transport. Gene Ontology annotation, molecular function: protein binding. The record is from RefSeq and is a predicted model, not a curated record. Gene Ontology annotation, cellular component: Golgi apparatus; membrane. The coding region runs from base 176 to 3772 and encodes 1198 amino acids. The transcript has 27 exons. NCBI's taxonomy places the organism in Eukaryota, Metazoa, Chordata, Mammalia, Rodentia, Cricetidae.
CCAGCCUGGGCGAGCGGCAGCCACCUGCCCGGCGCCGCCUCAGCGCGCCCCGCCGCGGCCCAACUUGGAUGGAGUUGGGGUCCUGAGCGCACACCCUUCCGCCGUCAGUCCGGAGCCCCGCGCCGCCGCCUGCCUUCGGUUCGGGAUCCCCGCUCCGCUUCUUUCCGCUCCCGCGAUGGGAAAAGUUGGCGCCGGCGGUGGCUCCCCGGUCCGGCUGAGCGCGCUCCUAGCCGGCGCGGGGCUUCUGGUGCUCUUAGCCCCCGGAGUCUGCAGCAGCCGCUCCUGCUGCCCCUCGCAGCACCCCGGCUCGACCCCACGCUGGACCCUGACGCCAAGAGGUCUUCCUCACCCGGGACCGCUAGGUCGGGCUCCUGCCACGCCCCCGCCCCUUGUCAUGAGACCCCUGUUCAUAGUGGCCCCCGGGGACCGGGCGCUGUCUCUGGAGCGAGCUGGGGGCAGCAGGGUGUCCGUGGCGACCGCUGCACGCUCUGGCCGAAGGAGACGGAGUGGAGCGGAUCCUGAGAAGACUGAACCCGGAGAGGGUGCGAGUCGGAGCCGCCGGGGCAUGCUAAAGGAUGGAGGGCAGCAGGGGCCUGGGACUGGAGCGCGGGACCCGGACAAAGCCACCCGCUUCCGGAUGGAGGAGCUGAGACUGACCAGCACCACGUUUGCGCUGACUGGAGACUCAGCACACAACCAAGCUAUGGUCCACUGGUCUGGCCACAACAGCAGCGUGAUUCUCAUUUUGACAAAGCUGUAUGACUAUAACCUUGGGAGCAUCACUGAGAGCUCACUUUGGAGGUCAACCGAUUAUGGGACAACCUAUGAAAAGCUGAAUGAUAAAGUGGGGUUGAAGACAAUUUUAAGCUAUCUCUAUGUGUGUCCGACCAACAAGCGUAAGAUUAUGUUACUCACAGACCCGGAGAUUGAGAGCAGUUUAUUGAUCAGCUCAGAUGAAGGGGCAACCUACCAAAAGUACCGGCUCAACUUUUACAUCCAGAGUUUGCUUUUUCAUCCAAAGCAAGAGGACUGGAUCCUGGCAUACAGUCAAGACCAAAAGUUGUACAGCUCUGCUGAAUUUGGCAGAAGAUGGCAGCUUAUCCAGGAAUCAGUGGUUCCAAAUAGGUUCUACUGGUCUGUGAUGGGGUCGAACAAAGAACCAGACCUUGUGCAUCUUGAGGCCAGGACCAUAGAUGGACAUUCACAAUACCUAACUUGUCGGAUGCAAAACUGCACAGAUGCCAACAGAAAUAAGCCUUUCCCAGGCUACAUUGACCCUGACUCUUUGAUUGUUCAGGAUGACUAUGUGUUUGUUCAGCUGACAUCUGGAGGAAGACCACAUUACUACGUGUCCUACCGAAGAAGCACGUUUGCACAAAUGAAGCUCCCGAAAUACGCUUUGCCCAAGGACAUGCAUGUCAUUAGCACAGAUGAGAAUCAAGUGUUUGCAGCAGUUCAAGAAUGGAACCAGAACGACACCUACAACCUCUACAUCUCAGACACCCGUGGUGUCUACUUCACCCUGGCCUUGGAGAACGUCCAGAGUAGCAGAGGCCCUGAAGGCAAUGUCAUGAUCGACCUCUAUGAGGUAGCAGGGAUAAAGGGAAUGUUCUUGGCUAACAAGAAGAUUGACAACCAAGUGAAGACUUUCAUCACUUACAACAAAGGCAGAGACUGGCGUUUGCUGCAGGCUCCAGAUGCAGAUCUAAGGGGGGAUCCUGUGCACUGUUUACUGCCUUAUUGUUCACUACACCUCCAUCUCAAGGUCUCUGAGAAUCCCUACACAUCUGGGAUCAUUGCCAGCAGGGACACAGCCCCAAGUAUUAUAGUUGCUUCAGGUAAUAUAGGUUCUGAAUUGUCAGACAGCGACAUCAGCAUGUUUGUCUCCUCAGAUGCAGGAAACACUUGGAGGCAGAUCUUUGAAGAAGAGCACAGUAUUUUGUACCUAGAUCAAGGUGGAGUUCUGGUUGCUAUGAAACACACGUCUCUCCCAAUUCGACACCUUUGGUUGAGUUUUGAUGAAGGGAGAUCUUGGAGCAAAUACAGUUUCACAUCCAUUCCACUUUUUGUGGAUGGAGUUCUGGGGGAGCCUGGAGAAGAGACACUGAUCAUGACAGUAUUUGGACACUUCAGCCACCGCUCCGAAUGGCAGCUGGUCAAAGUGGAUUACAAGUCCAUUUUUGAUAGACGCUGUGCUGAAGAAGACUACAGACCCUGGCAGUUACAUAGCCAGGGUGAAGCAUGCAUCAUGGGAGCCAAAAGGAUAUAUAAAAAGCGAAAAUCUGAGCGAAAGUGUAUGCAAGGAAAAUAUGCAGGAGCGAUGGAGUCUGAGCCUUGUGUUUGUACAGAGGCGGAUUUUGACUGUGACUAUGGCUAUGAGAGACAUAGUAAUGGACAAUGCCUGCCAGCUUUUUGGUUCAACCCAUCCUCACUAUCAAAAGACUGCAGCUUAGGACAGAGCUACCUCAACAGCACUGGGUAUAGGAAGGUUGUCUCCAAUAACUGUACUGAUGGGGUGAGAGAACAGUAUACUGCCAAACCACAGAAGUGUCCAGGGAAGGCUCCUCGAGGCCUCCGGAUCGUCACGGCAGAUGGAAAACUGACAGCAGAGCAAGGACACAAUGUCACUCUCAUGGUGCAACUGGAAGAGGGUGAUGUGCAGCGGACACUCAUCCAGGUGGACUUCGGAGAUGGCAUUGCAGUGUCUUAUGUCAACCUCAGCUCCAUGGAAGAUGGAAUCAAGCAUGUUUAUCAGAAUGUGGGCAUUUUCCGAGUGACCGUGCAGGUGGACAACAGUCUGGGGUCUGACAGCGCCGUCCUGUACUUACAUGUAACUUGUCCACUGGAGCAUGUGCACCUGUCGCUUCCUUUUGUCACGACAAAGAACAAAGAGGUCAACGCAACUGCGGUGCUCUGGCCCAGCCAAGUGGGCACCCUCACUUACGUGUGGUGGUACGGAAACAACACGGAGCCCUUGAUCACCUUGGAGGGAAGCAUAUCAUUCAAGUUUACUUCUGAAGGAAUGAAUACCAUCACAGUGCAGGUCUCAGCUGGGAAUGCCAUCCUGCAAGACACAAAGACCAUAGCGGUGUAUGAGGAAUUCCGGUCUCUUCGCUUGGCCUUUUCUCCAAACUUGGAUGACUACAACCCUGACAUCCCCGAAUGGAGGAGGGACAUCAGCAGAGUCAUCAAAAAGUCUCUGGUGGAAGCCACAGGGAUUCCCAGCCAGCACAUCCUGGUGGCAGUGUUGCCUGGCUUACCCACCACUGCUGAGCUCUUCAUUUUGCCCUAUCAAGAUGCAACCAGAGAAAACAAAAGGUCACCAGAGGACCUGGAACAAAUAUCUGAAGUUCUAAUCCACAAACUCAACCAAAACUUGGUGCACUUCGAGCUGAAGCCUGGGGUCCAAGUUCUUGUUCAUGCAGCUCAUCUAACAGCAGCCCCACUGGUGGACCUCACUCCAACCCACAGUGGAUCUGCUAUGCUGAUGUUGCUCUCAGUGGUGUUUGUGGGGCUGGCCGUAUUCGUCAUCUACAAGUUUAAAAGGAAGAUCCCGGGGAUUAAUGUUUAUGCCCAGAUGCAAAAUGAGAAAGAACAAGAGCUGAUCAGUCCAGUCAGUCACACUGAAAGCAGGCCCAGUGUCCCUCAUCCUGACCUCAGGAGGCCUGGCCAGCUUGUAGAUGAGAAGGUGGAAUCACAGCUCCUAGGAAGUAUUUCCAUAGUUGCUGAGAAUCAAAGCACAAAAGAAAUCCCUACCUAUGUAAAUGUUUGAAUGGAGGACGCCAGUAAAACAAACAAAAAUAAAAUAAAAACAAUCAAAAUCUAAACUAACAAAUAAAACACUCAUUGCAUCGGGACUUUUAAAUUCUUCAGACACAGACAACAAGGGUUUUUAGCUUUAAGCCUGUGCAUGUGGACAAUACCUUGAGAACACGUUCGGAGGGGCAGUGGACAGGUGCUCUAUUUUAACGGAAAACACUCCCCUCCCUCUUUCUUCUCUUUUUCUGAUCGGUCGUGUUUGUAGAACAUUCAUAACAUAUAUAGGCCAAGGAAAUCUGCAUGUAUUUUUGGAACUAUUCUUGGCUCUAGAUUGAACAGCUAUUUUAGCACUAUGGGUUGAGGGUGGAUUAGCCAUCUCCAGCCUUUUCACAGGACACAAAGACGUGCACAGGAGUUUGAAACCCUGAGCUGCUUCUCUGUUUUAUUUAUUGUUAACUUUUCCUUCCUAAGUUAGUGUUAGUGGCUCUGUUGGUCAGCAGUGACCACAGGCUGAUUUCUCUCCAUUUUCUGUGGCCACAGGGACAAUGAUCCUAGUUAAAGAUUCAUACCCAUGUAGGCAGGUUCAACAGGAACAGAAGGGAGACUAGGAAGCAAAGCAUAUCAGAAAUGGACCUUUGUUUCCUGCUUAAAUUUUCUCCUUGCCCCAAGUAAUGUAAAAACAAGCAAAGACAAAAAAAGUGGGAUUUUUUUUUCCAGUAGAUAUUUAUUAUUCUACAUUCCCAUUUGUUUGCUAUCUCUGUGUGGACAUAUUUCUCUUGAUGUUUUUCAAUUUUUUCCUCCUUGUCUCAGAUUAUCUUUUGGCUGCUCUCACUUUUUCUCUUCAAAUGUGUUGCUAGAUUUUGGACCUUUAACCUGAUAUUUCCUAAAACUGGCCCAGCCUAGGCCAACCCUGACUCCUUCUCUCACAGGUCUUCAUCUCUAUCAAUUUUCUAUACCCCCACGCAUGCCAGCUUCACUGCUCUCUGGCCAGGCUACAUUGCGCCCAGCUGGAUUCAGUUACAUUUCCCCUUUGUCUCUUCCUCUGGAACCCUCUUUUGUCAAAUAUCUCUGUCUUUCCCACCUGGAAACAUAUGCUGUGUGUGAAAGAGUUGAUACAUGCAAAGCAACCCAAAUCUGGCCAUAUAUUUUGGAAAGUAAAACAUAUAGAUGAACAGUGGUGGUUUUGCGCAUUAACAAAAAUUUUAUGUGGUCUGAAUCUAGAAGAUUCUCUCAAGGAAUGUUUUGAAUGUGUGAUUAUAAUGCAGGGUAAUAUGUUCUAUGAUAGUUGCUGUUAUCUGAUAUUUCCUCCCUAGAAUAACCAUAUUUGUAAAAUAAAAUUGAUUUUUAACCAGAAGGAGAAGCAGGUUAAUGAACUUAAUAUAUGAAAGUACUGAAAAAACUACAGAAAUCAAUCUUCUCUUAUAUUUGGAUGAGGCUUAGAUCUUUUAAGAUGAUCUUGCUGAUUUCAUGUGUGCAUUCCUAUCUUUGAGUGUCAUGGUAUUUAUAAGGCAAAAAAAUAAGUCAAUAUAAAGGAAGAAUAGCUGCUUACAGAAAAGUAAGGCUCACAACCCUAGGGACCUCAAAGCAAAAGAAAAUCAGUUUCCUCAAAGGAAUUAUGAAAGAAGGCCCACAGAAAAGAGCAGAGCUUGUGCCCCUGCUGAAGUGCUUCUGUAUGAUUGAAGUCUCUUUACUUUUCUGGACAGGAAAAAAGCCCACUCUCAAGUGAGGAUGAUAUUCUGGUAAACCACUUCCAGAACCCAGCCUCCUCUUUGGGUGUGUCCCAAAGCCAACAACAGGGUAUUGUCAAGGGUCUUGUUGUAUCCCAGUGAUCAGUAUGACUCUUGCCGUUUUGUGGCUGUAUCAGUGAUCACAUGACCCCUGCACAUGUAUGGCCAAGUUAAGGGGAGAGUAGGAAAGCUGCUGUCAGAGGUUACUCAAGCAGAAAGCUUUAUGGUAGAAGAUGUCCCAUGUGAACUUGUGCAGUAAAUUAUGCCUGGGGACAUAAUCAAUCAAUUCUCAACCUGCCAGGCUUCCUAUCUCAUAGGGAAAAAACCUCAUUGAUUCUCUUCAAUUGGAGUCUUCCAUAUUUAGUCUGGAAGACAAAGUAUUUGGAAUCCAAAAUAGGUUCACUCAGCCUAGUGCAGAGAAUCCUCAGAGUUGCAAUUCAAAUUAUUCUAACUUGAAAGACAUUAUUAAAAAUGGAAGACCACUCUUGGUUUAGCCCAGUGCCUUGCCUAGAAUAAUAUUGUGAAAAUUAUUUGUCAAUGAAAUGGCAUGAGUGAAUGAGGAGACAGAGGAAAGAAGGGGCUUCAAGUCUUCAUUUAAAAUAGAGAUGGGCUUGAGAGACCUGGCAUCGUAGAAAGUGACCAAAGUGGUCGGUGUUAGAUUCAGCUUCUCCAGUGUCCUCAUGUGCCUCUCCUCAAAGUUCCCUGCCACCUAUAGGUGAUUGGUGAGGCAAGCUGCUGCUUAGAGGAGACUUCAGAGUCCUUAUAAUCUUGGCCAGUGGCUCUCAAAGUGUAAGGCUUUGGACAACACUAUCAAUGUCACCUAUACUUGUUGGAAAUGCAGAUUCAAACCAGACUGAAACAGACCCUGCUAUUUUGGAAAUUUUAGGGGAUCAACAGUAUUGUUUUCUGUUCAUGGGUCAUGGUGGCCCCAACAGUCUGUUUCAACACCCAUCCAGGUGAUUAUAAUAUAUGCUCAAGUUUGAGAACCUCCAUACCAGGCCUUGCAGUAGAAUACCAAGGAAAAAGUAACAUUGAGAACCUAUAAAUGGGAGGAACCCAAGUGCCUACUUCUCACUAAUAGCAGGUGCAAUUACAAUGAGGAGUCUGGCAAAGUUAAGGCCAAAAGAGUGUGGGGAGCAAUACAUAGAAGGGAAGAUUCAGGGCAAGCUAAAAAUUGGAUACUGCAACAUUUCUUAAAAGCCCAGAGGGAAAACUGCAUGCUGUACCCUGAACUACCCACCAACAUUUCCCCUUUGCCUUAUUCCUAAUUGGAUUCACUGUCCAAAUUGCAGAGGUUUGCUUUGAUUUUUUUCCAGAAGUUCCAAACAGCAACUUUGAAAGCAAUGGGGUGCUUGGCAGCUGUUCUGUGUUUUCCAGGAUUCCAACUGAGCAUUGAAACCCCUCAUUUGCCAACUUAUUUUUAUAGGAAGCCAAUUUAAAAAAAUAAAAGUUUUCUUAUAGUAUUGGAACUACUUCUAAUUUUAAAAUGACUUUUUUGAUGUAUUUUUUGUUAAAUACUAUGUAGUGUAAUGUAUAAUUGCUCUUGUUUAUUGCUUUUACAAUCAUAUUUAUUAAACAGAUAAUGUCUCUAAA